GGAGAAUGAUAUAUAAAGAGGGAGCGAACCCGUCCUCUUCCCUCCAAAGCGCCGGUUUUCAUCCUCACAGCCCUGUCACUCCAUCAGACAGAGGAAAUCACUCGCAGCGGUCAGUAUGGUGGGUCUGAAGCCGACCGAUGUUCCUCCUCCUCCGGUGGUGAAGGUCCUCAGUGCAGGAAUGGCCGGCUGCAUCGCGGAUCUGGUCACCUUCCCUCUGGACACGGCUAAAGUGCGCCUGCAGAUCCAGGGAGAGAAGGCGGUGACGGGCGCUGCUAAGGGCAUCCGUUACCGAGGUGUGUUCGGGACCAUCAGCACCAUGGUGAGAACCGAGGGCCCGCGCUCGCUCUACAACGGCUUGGUCGCAGGUCUUCAGAGGCAGAUGGCCUUCGCGUCCAUACGCAUCGGCCUCUACGACAGCGUCAAGAGCUUCUACACGCGGGGCAAAGACAACCCUAACGUGGGCGUGAGGAUCUUGGCAGGCUGCACCACGGGGGCGAUGGCCGUGUCCGUGGCUCAGCCCACAGAUGUGGUGAAGGUGCGUUUCCAGGCCCAGAUGAACCUGCAGGGUGUGGGCCGACGCUACAACGGGACCAUGCAGGCCUACAGGCAGAUCUUCCAGCUCGAGGGGCUCAAAGGCCUGUGGAAAGGAACUCUGCCGAACAUCACGAGGAACGCCCUGGUCAACUGCACAGAGCUGGUGUCUUACGAUCUCAUCAAAGAAGCCAUUCUCAAACAUAAACUCCUGUCAGACAAUCUUCCGUGUCAUUUUGUGUCUGCGUUCGGCGCCGGUUUCAUCACGACCGUGAUCGCGUCCCCAGUGGACGUGGUGAAGACUCGCUACAUGAACUCUCCUCCGGGUCAGUACAGAAGCUCCAUCAACUGCGCCUGGACGAUGAUGACCAAAGAGGGACCAACCGCCUUUUACAAAGGUUUCGUUCCAUCUUUCCUGAGGUUGGGCUCCUGGAACGUGGUGAUGUUCGUGUCGUUCGAGCAACUGAAGAGGGCUAUGAUGAUGUCCCGGGACAGAUUCGAAGCCACCACGUAGAGGCUAAACUCAAACUCACAUCCUUUCAAACACACGGACUCACACGAGCGGCUGUUUUAAACCCCUCUGGCG
Rhinichthys klamathensis goyatoka is the source of this 1117-nucleotide messenger RNA. It is a transcript of the gene ucp1, whose product is annotated as uncoupling protein 1. Gene Ontology annotation, cellular component: mitochondrial membrane. The record is from RefSeq and is a predicted model, not a curated record. Lineage: Eukaryota; Metazoa; Chordata; Actinopteri; Cypriniformes; Leuciscidae. Bases 116 to 1045 code for a protein of 309 amino acids. Gene Ontology annotation, molecular function: oxidative phosphorylation uncoupler activity. The transcript is spliced from 7 exons. Gene Ontology annotation, biological process: mitochondrial transport; response to cold; adaptive thermogenesis.